AUGCCAAAUUCGAAUUUAAUUGGAAUAGGCUAUGAUCCAAUACAAGGAUCACCUGUCUGUUAUACUGGAGAUUGUCACAUGGAUGGUUUCAAACAUUCAGUAUUUAAUCUUGAGUAUACUUCAUGGAAGCCAGGUGCAUGUACAAAUCUCACAGUACCUGCUUAUACACAACUUUUGUGUUUACCGAGUGUGGCAAUUAAUGCACAUACUGAAGAAUUAAGCUCAAUAUCUCAAUUACGACAAUCGACUUUCAAUGCGAUAAGUACAAGUGCUACAAUAUACGGUUGGGGGAAACUAGAAGGAUUCUUUGCUUCUUAUGGAUAUUCCAGACAAACAACAUAUUUGGCUGAAACACUUAUUGAAAAGAGACAGUCGAUAUUUCAUACAACAGCAAAUAUCACAUUCGCUAAGCUUACUAUGUUGGAACCAAUGAUGCAGUUAUCCGACAGUUUUCGUUUCGUGAUUGAACACAUGCCUUGUUGCAGUUAUGAUAAUGAUAUAAAGGACUAUAUCAUAUCGUAUAUUUUCGAUUAUUUCGGUUUUUCAUUUGUGAGUGAAAUGUUACUGGGUGGUACUGCUCAAGAGAUUAUUACCAUAGAUUCUGAACGACUCACCGAACUCAAAACUCGAGGCUUACAAACUCAGCAUUGUGUAUCACCUGGUUAUGUUUUUAAAUUGCUUGGUAGUAUUACUACUAUAUCAAAUUCUACCACAACUACACAAGAGGAGUUUCGUAAAAACCUGACGUCGACGAAGAUGUCACAACUGGGUGGUGACCCAGCUUUGGUCUCUGGACCCUUAGCUAACUGGAUCGAAACAGUACCGAAUAAUCCGAGCAUGAUGAAGUUUAAGGUUAAAUAUAUAUCGGAUUUGAUAACAUCGCGUAGAUUUCCGAAUGACUCUAGCUUUAAAUGA
This is a messenger RNA of Adineta ricciae, 915 nucleotides long. NCBI's taxonomy places the organism in Eukaryota, Metazoa, Rotifera, Eurotatoria, Adinetida, Adinetidae. The record is from the annotation of a GenBank genome assembly.